Monodelphis domestica (gray short-tailed opossum) is the source of this 4776-nucleotide messenger RNA. RefSeq names its product leucine rich repeat containing G protein-coupled receptor 5 (gene LGR5). The record is from RefSeq and is a predicted model, not a curated record. Gene Ontology annotation, cellular component: plasma membrane. Gene Ontology annotation, biological process: hormone-mediated signaling pathway; activation of adenylate cyclase activity; positive regulation of canonical Wnt signaling pathway. NCBI's taxonomy places the organism in Eukaryota, Metazoa, Chordata, Mammalia, Didelphimorphia, Didelphidae. Gene Ontology annotation, molecular function: G protein-coupled peptide receptor activity; protein-hormone receptor activity; protein binding.
CUGGGAAAUAUUGCUCCAGCCCGCCUGCAGCAGCAGCAGCCCCGCAGCAGUGGCGGCAAGAUAACUAAAGCUGAGGCCAGCGCGGCUGGGACUGCAGGGGCAGCGGCUGCAGCAGCCGCAGCGGCAGUGCUCUAGCAGACUCUGCAGCUUCGCGUCCUCCCUCCUUUCCCCCUACAGGGCAGAAUCGAUCGCAGAGCUCCCAGCUGCAGGUCAGCGCUGAGAGACUUCCCGGGGAAGGCGACCAAGGGAGGAAGGAGUCCAGUGGAGCCCCGCUCUGCCCGCCAGCUCUCUUUACUGCCCUGCACGAUCUCUCUCAGCUUUUCUCCCCCACCCUGAUCUCUCUGGCACCAUGGACACCUCCCCAGCCAGUGCGCUCCUGUGCUGGGCGCUCCUGCUGCACUGGGGGCGCCUGGUUAGCACAAGCCCAGCGGAGACCCUGGCGGGCAGACAGCUGGGGUGUCCGGCCCACUGUCAGUGCGAUCAGGACGGCAGGAUGCUGCUCAGGGUGGACUGCUCCGACCUGGGACUUACGGGAGUCCCAGCCAACCUCAGCGUCUUCACUUCUUACCUUGAUCUCAGUAUGAACAACAUCACUAAGCUGCCCCCAAACCCCCUGCACAAUCUCCGCUUCCUAGAAGAAUUGCGUCUCGCAGGAAAUGGGUUGACAGGCGUCCCCGAGGGAGCAUUUGCUGGUCUUUUCCGUCUUAAAGUGCUUAUGUUGCAGAAUAAUCAACUAAGACAAGUACCUGCAGAGGCUCUCCAGAAUCUGCGAAGUCUUCAAUCCCUGCGUUUGGAUGCUAACCAAAUCAACUAUGUCCCACCCAACUGCUUCAAUGGCCUCGUUUCCCUGAGACACCUGUGGCUAGAUGACAACUCUUUGACGGAAAUUCCUGUCCAGGCUUUUCGGAGCUUAUCAGCAUUGCAGGCUAUGACCUUAGCUCUGAACAAGAUCCAUCACAUACCAGACUAUGCCUUUGGAAACCUCUCCAGCUUGGUAGUACUACAUCUCCAUAACAAUAAGAUCUACUCCCUGGGAAAGAAAUGCUUUGAUGGGCUCCACAGCCUAGAGACUUUAGAUUUAAAUUACAAUAAUCUAGAUGAGUUCCCCACUGCAAUCAGGACGCUCUCAAGUCUCAAAGAAUUGGGAUUUCAUAGCAACAAUAUCAAAUCAAUACCGGAGAAAGCAUUUGUAGGCAACCCUUCCCUUAUAACAAUACACUUCUAUGAUAAUCCAAUCCAACUUGUUGGGAAAUCUGCUUUUCAACAUUUACCUGAACUGAGAACACUGACUCUGAAUGGCGCUUCGCAAAUUACUGAAUUUCCUGAUCUGAUGGGAACAACGAGUCUGGAAAGCCUGACCCUGACCGGAGCACAGAUCACCUCUCUUCCCCACACCGUCUGUGAGCAGUUACCUAAUCUCCAAGUGCUGGAUCUGUCUUACAACCUGAUAAAAGAUUUACCCUCCUUCUCUGUUUGCCAAAAACUGCAGAAAAUCGUUCUGCGGCACAAUGAAAUCUCUGAGAUUAAGGCAGACACUUUCCAUCAGCUGAUUAUGCUUCAUUCACUGGAUCUAGCUUGGAACAAAAUUGUUACUAUUCACCCUAAUGCAUUCUCCUCUUUGCCUUCUCUGAUAAAACUGGAUCUAUCAUCCAACCUUCUGUCGUCUUUUCCUGUGACUGGGUUACAUGGUUUAACUCACUUAAAAUUAACAGGAAAUCAUGCUUUGCAGAGUCUGAUAUCAUCUGAAAGCUUUCCAGAACUCAAGUUAAUGGAAAUGCCUUAUGCUUACCAGUGCUGUGCAUUUGGGGCCUGUGAAAACCUCCAUAAAAUUUCUAAUCAGUGGAAUAAAGGGGACAACAGUAGUGUUGACGAAUUUCCCAAGAAAGAUGUUGGGAUGCUACAUUUCCAAGAUGAGCGUGACUUAGAGGAUUUCCUCCUUGACUUUGAAGAAGACACAAAAGUCCAUCAUUUAGUGCAAUGUUCACCACCUCCAGGGCCCUUCAAACCAUGUGAACAUCUAUUUGGUAGCUGGCUAAUCAGAAUUGGAGUGUGGACCAUUGCGUUUUUGGCUUUCGUUUGUAAUGCUUUGGUGACCUCAACAAUCUUCAGAUCUCCACUGUAUAUUUCCUCUAUAAAACUUUUAAUUGGAUUGAUAGCUGUGGUAAACACCCUAAUGGGUGUCUCCAGUGGUGUUUUGGCUAGUGUCGAUGCAUUAACUUUUGGCAGCUUUGCUCAAUAUGGUGCGUGGUGGGAGAAUGGAAUAGGUUGCCAAGUCACUGGCUUUCUGUCCAUUUUUGCUUCCGAGACGUCUGUUUUCCUACUUACUCUGGCAGCUCUGGAGCGUGGGUUCUCUGUAAAAUGUUCUGCAAAAUUUGAAAGCAAAGCAUCUUUUUCCAGUGUGAAAGCAAUAGUUGUGCUUUGCUUUCUGUUGGCCCUGACCGUCGCGACAAUUCCCUUGCUCUGUGGCAAUGAAUAUAGUGUGUCCCCCCUGUGCUUGCCCCUGCCUUUUGGAGAACCCAGCACGACUAGCUACAUGGUGGCUCUGGUCUUGUUGAAUUCCCUCUGUUUCCUAGUGAUGAUCAUCACCUAUACUAAGCUCUACUGCAGUUUGGAAAAGGGAGAACUAGAAAAUAUUUGGGACUGUGCAAUGGUAAAGCAUGUGGCUCUUUUACUCUUCACCAAUUGCAUUCUUUAUUGCCCUGUGGCCUUCUUGUCCUUUUCUUCUCUGCUAAACCUCACAUUCAUCAGUCCUGAAGUGAUUAAGUUUAUUCUCUUGGUGAUCGUGCCACUCCCCGCAUGCCUCAACCCUCUCCUCUACAUUCUCUUCAAUCCAAAUUUUAAGGAAGACAUGGGGAACUUCCGAAAGCAAACAUUCUUGUGGAGAAGAGCAAAACACCCAAGUCUGAUCUCGAUCAACUCAGAAGAUGUAGAGAAACAGUCCUGUGAUUCAACCCAAGCUCUGGUCACCUUUGCCAGUGGCAACAGCUCUUAUGACCUAACUUCUUGUUCAAGAGGGCCAUCGUCUUAUCCAAUGACAGAAAGUCGGCGUCUUUCAUCUGUGACAUUUGUUCCUUGUCUCUAAUGGGAGUUGCAAGACAUAAAGAGAAAAUGUUUACAAAAUUUGCAGACCCCAGAGGGGAAAGUGGGUGGUAUAGUUGGUGGGACAGAAGUCCAGUGUUCUUGAUGACUGUUCCAUGCACCUGAGAAGUGGUAAUGAAAAAGAGCUGAACUUGAACCUUGAUCAAAAAAAUAAAAUCUCCCCUCAACCAGUGUGAGGAAAAAAAAAUACAAAUUGACUGACAAUUUGGGAUGAAAAGUGAUUCUGAAGGCAUUUCAAAGUGCCAAUUUGAUUACUUUUAUCCACAAUUGAGUGAUUUUUUGACCAGUACACCACAAAGAGAAAAGUUAAUCCCUCUCCCAGGAUGCUCCAUAAUUUUAAUCUAUUUCUCCCUAAAGUCAUCCACAAAGAGCUUUAAAAGAAGACAUUUACUCACAAAGUGGGUUCCAUAAACCCUAAAAUCCUUUAAAGGGUGGUUGAAAUGGGUUGGAGAAAGGAAAUUGAAAAAUCAUCUUCAUUACUAAGCAUAAGAUAUAACAAAAAGUAAUUUGAUUCUCUGGAUUCAUGCACAGAGAGCUUUGUCUCCCUUCUGCCUUUCCUACCUAUAACAGGCUGCUUCUUUCAGAUCAUUAAUCUGACUGACCUUAGAGGGGAGGAUGUUAUUAGAAUGAUCACCUUUGGAGGGUAUUUUAUUCAUCAUUCUGUUUUACCUUUGCAGGCACUAGUUUCUCUUUUAAAAGCCAGUUCACUCUCCAGAUGAUCAACCUAUUUCUAAAGCUAAAUGAACUCAAAUUAUUAUCAAGGAAAUAAAGGAAAGAUGGUUUCCGACUGGCCUCAUUCAUCUUUAACUCCCUGGUGCCCAGAUCUGGGAUUUUAGGAGCAAAGUUCAUUGCUGGCAAUGGAUAUCUGUAGAAAUACCAACAAAUAGUUUGGGGGGGAGGGUUGGAAAGGUGUUUUUAGCUAAAGACUAUAGCAAUCAGGUGAUCUGAGCUCACAGGCAUGUGGAAAGGUGACAUAUAUUAAAUCAGUCUACACGAGAAUCUCAAACUUUCUAACUCUAGAAGCUUUGGCAGUAAGACAACAUGAAGCUAGAGAAUGAGCUCUGACACCCCUUUGGCUCCAUGGAUACAUUAUCCUAUUUACUUAGCUUGAUUAUUAGCUGCAUUCCAUCUGGGCUGCACUGCUUGAUAUCAGUGGCAUUCCUUCUCCACUUUUCCAUAUUUAAUACAUGUGUAAAAUGUUUUGAGAAGCAAAAUAAUAAAGCACGGGAAGUUGAAAGAUUAAUUCAUAGCUUCUUUUAUCAGAAUGUUAUUAGUCCACCAGGCAUCCAAAACAAAUAGCCAUUGGGUGGGUUUAUUUUUAUAAGCAUGUUUGAAAUAUUUUGAUCAGAUGUUUUAAUUUGGAAUUAAAAAAAUACGUUUAUGAGAUUUUUUAUAAGAUUUGUAAAUAUAGAACUGUAUUUAUUAUUACAAUAUGAUACAAUAAUCAUAAAGGACACAACAGUAAACCAUGUACAGUUGCAGCCUACUACUUAGAUAUUCCAUUUCCUGGCCAAUUAUUUUCCUAAAUUUAUUAUAUGUAUAUAAUAUAUGUAAAUGUGUAGUGCCUGUAAAUAGGUUACAUACUUGCUUUUCUACUGGCAUAAGAAAUAAAAGGAAUUUGUAAUAAAAUGGAAGACGAAAGCCAAGUGUAUUUCGGCUCUAUCAUGGACCACAAAA